GAACUCUUCAUCUCCAUAUAUUUAAAAACAGGUGCUAAUGAACAAAUAUCACCAGCACAUAAUAACAAUUUAACAUAGAAAAUUAAACAACAAUGCCGAUUUAUUCAUCGUCAUCCGACUCUGAGAACGACACUGCAGCACUAUCAAGAACCGGGCAGCGGCCGGUAAGGUUGUUUGGGCGACAAAGGCCAGUACAUGCCGUUCUUGGAGGAGGAAAAGUUGCGGACGUCUUGUUAUGGAGGAACAAAAGAGUAUCAGCCUCGCUCUUGAUAGGGAUGACAGUAAUAUGGUUUCUUUUUGAGGUUGUUGAGUACAAUUUCGUGACUCUUCUGUGUCACAUCUUCAUCACAGCAAUGCUUGUGGCCUUCAUAUGGAGCAGGGCUGCUGAAUUUUUUAAAUGGAAACAACCGAACAUUCCUGAAAUAGUACUGAGUGAAUCCGCAUUCAGAGAUGUAGCUUCAACCUUCCGAGCAAGAUACAAUUAUUUGGUAAUAAAGCUUCUCGACAUUGCAUAUGGGAAAGAUCCAGCGCUGUUCAUUCUGACAAUUAGUGUUCUCUACAUGCUGUCUGUGGUUGGAACCUAUUUCAGCUUUUUAAAUCUUCUUUAUCUUGGUUUACUGUGCUUGGAAACGUUGCCGUUUCUGUAUGAGCGAUAUGAAGACGAUGUUGAUUAUAUUCUUGCGGAUAAAGGGAUGCGUAAAAUGAAGAAAGUGUUCAAAAGGUUUAAUUCCCGGGUUCUGAAUAAGAUUCCAAGAGGGCCAGUGAAAGAACAUUAAUUUAUUAAACCUGAUAAAUUCAUUUUCAGUAACAUUUCUCUGUACUUUAUAAUUAGUUAUACUUGUAUGUAUAUUGUAAUUGUAAAGAUGAAUGUGUAUAAUGUCAAUCUCAUGUGUUCUUAUGUAUCUAAAUAUUCAAAACGUUCAAUACUAUACUACUAUCAUGUUUUAAUGGAUUGAUGUAAAUUUUUAUAUAGUAAGCA
Molecule: messenger RNA, 979 nt
Organism: Pistacia vera
Lineage: Eukaryota; Viridiplantae; Streptophyta; Magnoliopsida; Sapindales; Anacardiaceae
Product: reticulon-like protein B9
Exons: 5
Coding region: 93-776 (227 amino acids)
Source: RefSeq, a predicted model, not a curated record